AUGAAGUCAAUGAAUGACUUAAGAAGAACACUGAAAGAAGAAUUUAAAUUAACCGAUCAAGGCGAAGCAAAAUCAUUUCUAGGUAUUAAAAUAGAACGUACUGAAGACUCUAUGAAAAUUAGUCAAACUCAUUAUUUGGAAAAGUUGCUGAAGAAAUUUUCAAUGGAAGACUGCAAGCCAAUAUCGACACCUAUGGAAACCAAACUUAAUACAGAAAAUGGAGAGGCAACUAAUAAACCUUAUCGCGAGUUAAUUGGCUGUCUAAUGUAUGUAAUGAUUCAAACAAGACCGGAUUUAAGCGUUGCAGUGAACUUGUUUAGUCGAUAUCAGUCUCAACCGACAGACAGUUUAUACAUUCAACUCAAAAGAGUACUACGCUAUGUGAAGGGUACUACUGAUUUUGGUCUUAUCUAUAAAAAGGGUAAAGAAGUAAGUCCACUAAGGGGAUUUGUUGAUGCAGAUUUCGCUAAUGACAUCAACGAUAGGAAAUCUACCUCUGGAUACUUAUUUCAAAUAUAUGGAUCCACAGUUUGCUGGUCUACAAGAAAGCAAUCAACAGUAGCAAUCUCCUCAACAGAGGCUGAAUAUCUAGCAUUGGCAUCAGCUAUACAAGAAGCUAUGUGGCUCAAAGGUUUACUUGUUGAAAUGGGCGUUAUAGGAGCAGAUGAACAAAUUGUUUUGUAUGAAGACAAUCAAUCCUGCAUCAAAAUUGCUGAAGAGCCAAGAAAACAUCAAAGACUUAAACAUCUAGAUACCAAGUACAAUUUCAUUAAUGAAUCAAUUGCCAACAAUGAAAUAAAAUUGGAGUAUGUUCCAUCAGAAAAUCAGCUAGCCGACAUUCUUACUAAACCACUGUCGGCUUCAACAUUUAUGAGACUGAAGAAACUUAUUGGUGUCAAUGAAUACUAA
Molecule: messenger RNA, 909 nt
Organism: Macrosiphum euphorbiae (potato aphid)
Lineage: Eukaryota; Metazoa; Arthropoda; Insecta; Hemiptera; Aphididae
Source: the annotation of a GenBank genome assembly